Molecule: messenger RNA, 477 nt
Organism: Desarmillaria tabescens
Lineage: Eukaryota; Fungi; Basidiomycota; Agaricomycetes; Agaricales; Physalacriaceae
Exons: 4
Coding region: 1-477 (158 amino acids)
Source: RefSeq, a predicted model, not a curated record
AUGGAUGCAUCUGUCUUUGGGGAUGUGUUGAACAUCGAUUAUGUUGAGUGCUGUAUUCGUUCAAUUCUGCAGCCGGGUGCCAUUCACGGUCCUUUUCAAGAUCCAUCUGUCUAUUCCCUCAUUCUUACUGUCCAUCUGCUGACGCCAACUAGCAUGAGGCUUCUCCCAUACGUCACCAGCCCGGCCGUCAUCUUGGAUACCUACACUGGCGAAGACUCCGAGAUAGAAGCCCCCAAAUGGGUUUUGCAGCUUGGUUCCAGUGCACACCACUUCUGGCAGCCACAUGCACACAUUGUGGAAGUGUGCAUGGCACUAUUGCGUGUCUCUUAUGCACAGACCAUUGCAUUCGGGACUUCUUCUCAUCAACAUACCGUUCCAACCAAUUCUCGUAGUCAUGCUCAUCAAAUUAUGCAUGCUGGACAUUUUUUACAUUCGCAUGGUGCUGUAGAAAAUAGUUUGCCCAUUCGAGGCAAUUAG